AUGAGCAUUGCAAUCCCUCUGGGAGUCACCACACCAGAUACGUCCUACUCCGACAUGGCUGCAGGAUCAGACCCAGAGUCUGUGGAAGCUAGUCCAGCUGUCAGUGAGAAGAAUGUGUACUCCAGCCACGGCUAUGGGGCCACCCAGAAACACAGCUAUCGCGGGCUGCCUUACGCAACCAUUAUACCUCGUGCAGAACUGAACGGCCUGCACUCACCUGAUGAGGAGAACUCUGGAGACAGUGAGAGCUCCUCAGAAGGAGAAUCAAUUCCCACUUGGUGCCACUGCAGUGUUUCCCAAGAUGGUUUCCUCCUCAAGUGUGAAAAGUGCAGAGGAAUGAGCAGGGGGAAGGUGAUCAGACUUCGCCGCCGGAAGCAGGACAACGUGUCAGGUGGGGACAGCAGUGCAACUGAGAGCUGGGAUGAAGAACUGUCUCCUUCUACAGUGCUGUACACAGCUACACAGCACACCCCUACAAGCAUCACACUGACUGUCAACCGUGUCCGUAGAAGCAAACCUAAGAAGAGGAAGAGAAAUACUGAAAAAGCUCGUGCUGCUCCCAAGGCCAAGAAGAUCAAGAAUUCCCCUUCUGAAGCACAUGCCUUGGAUGAAAACACAGCUGAAGGGUGGGAGAAUCGAAUCCGACUCUGGACAGAUCAGUACGAGGAAGCCUUUACUAACCAGUAUAGCGCGGACGUGCAGAACCUGUUGGAGCGUCAUCUGAACUCUAACAAAGAAUUCGUGGGCAAAACUGCUAUGCUAGAUACAAUCAACAAAACAGAGCUGGCUUGCAAUAAUACUGUUAUUGGGUCCCAGAUGCAGCUGCAGUUGGGAAGGGUGACUCGGGUACAGAAGCACCGGAAGAUCCUGAGGGCAGCAAGAGACUUGGCACUAGAUACCCUUAUAAUUGAGUAUCGAGGGAAGGUUAUGUUACGACAGCAAUUCGAGGUCAAUGGGCAUUUCUUCAAAAAGCCAUAUCCCUUUGUGCUGUUCUACUCCAAGUUCAAUGGCGUUGAAAUGUGCGUUGAUGCCCGCACCUUUGGUAAUGAUGCCAGAUUCAUCCGGCGUUCCUGCACUCCAAAUGCAGAGGUUCGUCAUGUGAUUGCUGAUGGGAUGAUCCACCUGUGUAUCUAUGCUGUUGCCACCAUUGCCAAGGACACAGAGGUUACCAUCGCCUUUGACUAUGAGUACAACAUCUGCAACUAUAAAGUGGACUGUGCGUGUCACAAGGGGAACCGGAAUUGCCCUGUGCAGAAACGUAGCCCAAAUGCUGCAGAACACCUACCUCCACCUGUUUUAGGCACACUGAUUGGGGCAGAAACACGCCGGCGAAAAGCCCGGCGAAAGGAGCUCGAAAUGGAACAGCACGGCGUUGCAUCAGAUGAGAACAGCAGUCAACAAACAGAGGAAGUUCCUGAGGCACCUGCAGCAGUCAGUGACAAUGAGUUUGUCUUUCAGGUAGCAGAGAAGGAGGAGAAACAAGAAGAGGACAAAGAGGAGCCUGUGGAUGAACAGGGAGCCUUGGUCCACAGCCGACGGACCCGGGAAGACAGGAAGGUGGAAGCCAUCAUGCACAUGUUUGAAAACUUGGAAAAGAGAAAGAGGAGGCGAGAGCAACCGUUAGACCGUAACAGCACUGAUGCUGAAAUCAGCGUAAAUUCUGAUGCUCCUGAGUUGGAGGAAGUAAAAACAGAGACUCCAGAAACUGAAGAUGGAAGUUCAGCACCGAGUGCUGCUGCUCCAAAUGUUCCUAACAGUAACAGCAGUACUGGGGUGAACACACGUCGGUCUUCACAAGUAGCGGAGGCUGUCCCUGAAAAGGCAGUUACUAAGCCAGCUCCAGCAAAACCCUCCAGACCCCGACCAAAAAGUCGCUUCUCUCGAUACCGGACCAGCUCAGCACAAAGACUGAGAAGGCAGAAACAAGCCAAUUCCCAGCAAGCUGAACUCACACAGGCUGUCCCAGAGGAAGGGAGCACUGCCAACUUGGUAACCGCAACAGAUGUCAGCAACAUAGAAGGUCCAGGAGAAGGCAGACAGUUGACAGGAUCUGACCCAACUGCUAGCCUGGCUGCAGGAUCUCAGUCUAAUCGAGCUGCAGUAAAGUACCCCAAAACUAAAAAGUAUCUUGUUACAGAAUGGCUGAAUGACAAGGCAGAGAAGCAGGAGUGCCCUAUUGAGUGCCCUCUGCGCAUUACUACAGACCCAACAGUUCUGGCAACGACCCUAAAUAUGCUGCCGGGCCUCAUCCACUCCCCACUAAUUUGUACCACACCUAAACACUACAUUCGCUUUGGUUCACCCUUCAACCCUGAGAGACGUCGAAGGCCUUUUUUGUUGGAUGGAAUUUACAGCUCCUGUAAAAAGCGCUGGAUCAAACAAGCCCUGGAAGAGGGGAUGACGCAGACCUCACCAGCUCCGCAAGAGAACAGAACCCAAUGUCUAUACCAAAGUAACGAGAGCAGCAGUUCUUCCAGCAUCUGCAAAGAUGACACAGACUUGCUGAGUCCCUUGAAGAAAUGGAAGUCUCGCUACUUGAUGGAGCAGAACAUUAAGAAGUUGCUGAGGCCACUGUCUCCUGUCACUCCUCCACCUCCCACCCCUUCAGUUCCUGGCUCAGCAAGCCCACAGCUGGCUACCCCAUGCUCAUCGCUGCCAGGAGAGGAGGAGAGUCGCAACGGUUAUGGCGUGAUGUUCUCACCCAUUCCUUCUCUGGCUGCUAGUCGCUGCAAUACUCCACUACAGUUUGAGCUCUGCCUCCGAUCUGACCUGGAUUCCAGUGCCAACACCUGCUCAGAACGGCCGUCGCUGCUCAGCUUUGGAUCCUCUGAUUUGGCUUCACAACCCUCCAUAAACUCUACUUCAGAGAUGAACUUCCCAGGGAAAAGUGGGGAAGCACAGAUGCUGCUACGAAGCUCUGAUCAGGCUUUUCGGACAGAGUUUAAUUUAAUGUAUGCCUUCUCCCCACUGAACGCUAUGCCACGUGCGGAUGGGUUGUUGCGGGGAUCUGCUCCUUUGGGAGAGAGGAAGCCAACAAAUUUGGAAGCAGGAUGUUGUAGCUCUCCUGCUGAAGGUUAUUUCAGCAGACAUGAGUCAGGGCUGCUUAAAGAGACAGUGCAUGGAUCCAUGUCUCCCUGCAGUGAAAGGGCUUGUGAAGGUGUCAGAUCUGCUCCCCAGAAUCCACCACAAAGGAAGAAGGUAUCUCUACUAGAAUACCGCAAGCGGAAGCAAGAAGCCAAGGAGGGCAGCGACUCGGUGCGAUGUGCAGGGACUCCCACCCGACAGGGCAGCACCAGUUCAGUGACUGACACAGACGGCAACAGCCUGUCGGGCUCCGUAGGACGAACCCCCUCCUCCCCACAAAGUGGCUUCUCCCCUUCUCAUCCCUCCCUGCCUCAUGUAGAGGACAUCAGCCCGCCAGACUCAAGGGGUGCUAAUUCCUCAACAUCACUCAGCAAAUCCCAGGAGAACAUCAGCAGUAGGUGGAUGGUCCCAACGUCGGUGGAGAGGCUUCGAGAGGGCAGAGGCAUACUGGAGAAGGUGCUGCGAAGCAGUGCGAAGGUAUCGCAGAGAAGUGAAUCCUCACCUACCUGUGACAGUGCUGUCGAGAGAGAUGCAGACACAGCAGAAGGAGACACUCCGGAAGCCCACAAAGGACCAGCAGUUUACAGUCCUUCACGAUACAGCUACCAGCUCCUGCAGUCUGACAGUCCCCAGGCAGAAUCACAGACCCUUCUCCAGCAGAGCUCCUCCCCCUACAGAGGACACCUUGCUCAGUCUCCUGGAUACAGCUAUCGAGCAGCAGCACAGAGGACAGGACACAGCCUCUCUCACAGUUCCUCAGAAACAUCCCUCUCCUCCACCCCGUACUCCAGCUCAGCCCACUCAAUCUCCACAGACUCCUCUGCCCUGUUUGCAGGGAAUUCGGGGUAUUACAGCAGCCAGCAGCACUCUGGCAGCAGCAGUGGCAGCCUCCUGAAGAAGAGCUGCCCUGCUGCUGCCAGCCCAGCACAGCAGACGGCUGUGGACUCUCUCUCCUCCGAGUCGGGCUCCCAGCCGUGCACGGGCACGUCAGGCUCCACCUCUGCUCCCCCAAGUGCUAGGUCACUACAGUCAGACUUGCGGACUAUCAGCCUGCCGAGCUCUGGGCAGUCUGUUCUCUACCAGGGCUCCCGGGGGGCAGUGAUUUCCAAUGCACAACACUAUCCACACCGUGGGGGAAGCAGUGUCCAUCAGUACAGACUUCAGCAGCUUCAAGGUUCUGGAGUAAAGACUCAAACAGGACUUUCCUAGGGCUGCCUGGACUCCAGGAGGACGAAACUGCCCAUAGCUCCUUCCAGUCACCUCUGGAAGUGGCUCCUGGGCCAGUGUUGGGAGCUUGCACCUGAUGCUGGGGUGCCAGGGGUCAGAGGAUGAGGUCUGAAAUGCACGGGUGAGAUUUGUGAGCAGUAUUGGCCUCUGGCCUUGUAGGAGAACUCAGAUCCCUCUGAGGCAGAGACUAGCAA
This is a messenger RNA of Indicator indicator, 4505 nucleotides long. It is a transcript of the gene SETD5, whose product is annotated as SET domain containing 5. The transcript has 21 exons. The record is from RefSeq and is a predicted model, not a curated record. Lineage: Eukaryota; Metazoa; Chordata; Aves; Piciformes; Indicatoridae. The coding region runs from base 1 to 4293 and encodes 1430 amino acids. Gene Ontology annotation, molecular function: protein binding.